AAUGAAUUUUUUCCUAAAAGUAUUUUCGGCCGAAAGAAAGAAAAUAGUUUUCUUCUUCAUUCCAUUUUUCCUCUCUACAAAUACAUAAAAGAAAAACGAGUCGUGUGACUUCUCGCCGUUUGUUACGUUCGAUGGUUUCUGGGGUUUCAACUUUCAAGUACCGGUACUCCAGAAAAAGUACGUCCGAUCUAUCCUGGGAGGAAUAGUUCCAAUAACCUUGGGUACCGUAGAGGGGAACUAAAUUCUUUAAAGAGAAAUAGUGAAUUCUAUUGGCUCGGACGGGGUUUAUGCAUGAGUCGUGUUUUCUUCUUUUAUAUGUUUUGUUCAAUUUAAUUACUGUAUGUGACUUGUGUUGCAAGAUAUAUUGUAUACGGGAACAAUUUUCACAACACAUUUCUCUUCCUUUGUUUCUCUUCCUUUCUUCCCCUCUUUAUAGGUCAGAUCGGGUAGGUCAGAUCGGAAAUUUUCUGAAAGUCAUUUUGAAACCCAAUUUAAGUCGAACCGAAUCCUGAUCCUUCGCUUCUGCAUAAUUUGUCGAAUUCAGGGCCACUAAAAACCCUUUGAGCAGUGAGCUCAAUUAUGGGCCCAUUUAGUGCUUCCCGGCCCGGGUUUUAUUCACGAAGACCCUUCUCAUCUGAGUCAUCUCGGCCGACGGCCAAUUUCCCGCAAAGUCAAUUCCGCUUUCCCGCGGCGAACGUCAGUUUUCCUCGACCAACAUUCAAGCAAAAUUCAGGUACCACGGUUUCAAGGGUUUCUAAGUUCUGUCGAUCUUCCGAUCAUAAAUGUUAGAUAGCUACAGAAUCAGCGUUCCUGUUUCCCUUUCCUUCAUUGGUAGGGUAAUUGACUAUUCAAUUCGAUUCCAACCUGCGGAAAGCGUAAUGGAACAACAAUCUGGAGAUUGUCCCGUGCGCUAGGUGCUCAAUCUCUUCUAAAGCUGUUUUCUUUUCGGUAUAUGCAGCAGUCCGCUGAGUUUCUUGAACCACCAUCCACAUGUUCAAAAACACAUUUCAAUCUGGAUUCCUCUCCAUUCUAUACAGUCUCGGGAGCAAACCUCUGCAGAUAUGGGAUAAAGAAGUUUCAAAUGGGCAUGUGAAACGGCCUCAUGAUGAAGACAUACAGUCCAAUGUACUGGAAAUCGUUGGAACGAAAAUCCAGUCCACUUACAUUACAUGCCCAGCUGACCCUAAUGCCACACUCGGUAUAAAACUGCCUUUCCUGGUCAUGCUCGUCAAGAACAUGAAGAAGUACUUCACGUUUGAGAUUCAAGUGCUUGAUGAUAAGAAUGUCAGGAGACGUUUCCGUGCUUCUAACUUUCAAGCUGUUACUCGGGUGAAGCCAUAUGUUUGCACCAUGCCGUUGAAGCUUGAUGAAGGGUGGAAUCAUAUACAGUUGAAUCUGGCUGAUUUUACUAAGAGGGCUUAUGGGACCAACUACGUCGAGACUUUACGAGUUCAGGUGCAUGCAAACUGUCGCUUAAGAAGGAUAUAUUUCGCCGACCGGCUCUACUCAGAAGAGGAACUCCCACCUGAAUUUAAACUUUACCUUCCAAUGCAGCAGAAAGCAUGAGGAUAUUUUUGGGUCUCUGCUGCCGGAUGUUAUCAGUUCAACCAUUGCACUGGGCUUCUGGCUUUCUCCUCUACGCUUUUUAUAGUGUCGCUGUUGGGUUUGCUAUGGUACUUGGUAGAUACAAGUAUCACUUUUUAUUCUUCUUAAACUAGAUGAAUUUUGUGACUGUUGAAUCAGGUCAAACAGUUUUGUGUCGAAACAGUUAAGACUCAGAUGGAUUAGCCGUGUACUUUGGCCCCUGAUAACGAGAGUUAAUUGGUUUCUCCAGCAAUACAUUGUUAAUCUCGUCUCAUUUUGAUACGAAAACAGGGAGCAUGCAUCCCAAAAUACAUGGACCUAUGUAUUUCCUCAUUUCCCUUGACUAAAAUGCGUUGCUCAAUCUUUUAUCCUUAGAUUUCAAAUUCACAAUAUAAUUGUCGAAAAUUG
Linum trigynum is the source of this 1992-nucleotide messenger RNA. The record is from the annotation of a GenBank genome assembly. Lineage: Eukaryota; Viridiplantae; Streptophyta; Magnoliopsida; Malpighiales; Linaceae.